AUGGGUACUCAUAUCAAUUUCAACAACUUAGGUGGAGAUUCUUCUGGAGGCAAUGGGAGUAACAAUAUUAAUAAUAAUAAUCAGUCAAAGCCAUUGGCGAGGCAGUCUUCGUUAUACACCUUAACGUUUGAUGAGCUUCAGAACACAUUAGGUGAGCCAGGGAAAGAUUUCGGGUCAAUGAAUAUGGAUGAGCUUCUCAAGAACAUAUGGUCUGCUGAGGAAACUCAAGCCAUCAUGACUACUACGUCUUCGAUUGCAGCCGUGCAACCUAGUGGUGGCUUUGCUCCUGGAGGGAAUCUUCUGCAGAGGCAAGGCUCGCUGACUCUGCCUAGAACGCUUAGCCAGAAAACAGUUGAUGAGGUGUGGAAACACGUGAUGUCCAAAGAGAGUGGUAAUGGAGAUAUGGGGAAUAGCUGUGGCUCUGAUGCACCUGGGAGGCAACAGACUCUAGGGGAAAUGACUUUGGAGGAUUUCUUGCUACGCGCUGGCGUUGUGAAAGAGGAUAAUAAUAACUCUACUCAGCAGGACGAAGAGCGUGGAGGGUUUUAUAGUAACAACGGUGCUUCUGCUGGUUUGGGGUUUGGGUUUGGUCAGCCAAAUCAAAACAGCAUAUCUUUCAGCGGCAACAACAGUUCUAUGGUCUUGAAUCAGUCACCUGGUUUAGGCCUUAAAGUGGGUGGAGCAAUGCAGCCGCAGCAGCAGCCACCACAUCAGAGGUUGCCACCAACUAUCUUUCCAAAGCAAGCGAAUGUAACAUUUGCAGCGCCUGUGAACAUGGUGAAAAAGAGUUUAUUCGAGGUUGGUGAUGGUCCGGUCAAUAAUAAUGGCGGUUUUGGUGGUAUGGGGGGAGGAGGAGGGGUUACUGUUGCAGCUACUUCUCCCGGGACGAGUAGUGCAGAAAACAAUGCUUGGUCAUCACCGGUUCCUUACGUGUUUGGUCGAGGAAGAAGAAGCAACACGGGACUGGAGAAGGUUGUCGAGAGAAGGCAGAAGAGAAUGAUCAAGAAUCGAGAAUCAGCUGCUAGAUCAAGGGCUCGGAAGCAGGCUUACACCUUGGAACUCGAAGCCGAGAUUGAAAAUCUCAAGCAACUGAAUCAAGAUUUGCAGACAAAACAGGCUGAAAUUUUGAAAACCCAGAAUAACGAGCCAAAAGAAUCGUCUAAGCAGCCGCCAUGGCUGGCGAAAAGGCAAUGCUUGAGAAGGACCCUUACUGGUCCU
Molecule: messenger RNA, 1218 nt
Organism: Thlaspi arvense
Lineage: Eukaryota; Viridiplantae; Streptophyta; Magnoliopsida; Brassicales; Brassicaceae
Source: the annotation of a GenBank genome assembly